Molecule: messenger RNA, 279 nt
Organism: Vairimorpha ceranae
Lineage: Eukaryota; Fungi; Microsporidia; Nosematidae
Exons: 1
Coding region: 1-279 (92 amino acids)
Source: RefSeq, a predicted model, not a curated record
AUGUUUUUUUACAUAAAAAAACCGAGUUUUAUAAAUUUUUCAAAACAGGACUACGAACAUGAACAGAUAAAAAAAUUUACUGUUACUCAACGAAAAGGUAUAUCUAAUACAAAACUUAUUAUUUAUGAAGAUAAUUCUAUUUACUUAAAAAAUGGAUCACAGUAUUUCAAAUUGUCUGAAACACCAGUUUCUAAGAAAAACUAUGUGGCUAAGAUUCAAAAUGAUACAAUCACUGUAGAAGAACCAAUCACCAAGAAGUUUUUUAUACAUAAAUUGUAG